AUGGCCCUGCACCAGCACCACGCGGGGUCGGCGUCCGGGUCGGCGUCGGCGUCCAGCUCCAGCUCGGGGCUGCACCUGCCCGCCUCGCCCUUCGGGGACACCACCCACACCAAGCUCUUCGUCGGGGGCCUCGCCUGGGAGACCACCAGCGAGAGGCUCCGCCGCUUCUACGAGCGCUUCGGGGACAUCCUCGAGGCCGUCGUCAUCACCGACCGCCACUCCGGCCGCUCCAAAGGAUACGGCUUCGUCAGAGUUUCAUGGUCGUCUCCGCAGGUGACCUUCCGCGAUGCUGAGGCGGCCACCAAGGCCUGCGAGGAACCGUCGCCGGUCAUCGAUGGCAGGCGGGCCAACUGUAACCUGGCGUCGCUAGGUCGCGCCCAGCCUUCCACACCCCUCGGGCGGCCAAGAUCAGCUGGCUCCUACUUUGGCGUUCCCGUCCCAAGGGGCAUUUAUGUAGGGGGUUAUGGUCAGCAGCGACCACUUCCGAUUGGGUACUACCAGUAUCAGGGAUUCCCGGUUCCACAAUACAGUUACUCCACAUAUGGGACUGAAUACAUCUAUCCACAGGGUACAUUAAACCCAUAUGUUGGUCAGCAAUAUGUUCCAGUUUAUGGUGUCUCAGCUGCAGCAAAUACUGCUAACCAACCAUUUAGCCAAUUGAGCCCAUCCAUUUCUGGUGGGGGCAACGGCUAUCCGAUGAUGCAUGGUUACAGUAUGCCAGGAAAUCAAUUUGUGCAUCUCACUGGGUCAAACUUAAUUAAUUCAUCCCCAACAAAUCGUCCCACCAUUCAGGCUCCCUUUUUAGUAGCACCAGUUCCCUCCCAUCCACACUUGGUUGUACCAGCCCACUCACCUCAGUUUACACAAGCUAGUGGUUCAGACUAA
This is a messenger RNA of Triticum turgidum subsp. durum (durum wheat), 885 nucleotides long. Lineage: Eukaryota; Viridiplantae; Streptophyta; Magnoliopsida; Poales; Poaceae. The record is from the annotation of a GenBank genome assembly.